AUGUCAACACGCCCAUCACCAAUCCCAAUCCCAAUAUCAUCUCUCCUCCCUCCCUGCUCGUCUUCCUCCUCCUCGUCACACCCAGCAUCUCAAGCAUAUUUACCUUCCCCAUCCUACAUCUUAGGUCCCUUACCGCCCACUUCACCCAUACAUCUAGCUCUGGACCACCUCAAACUAGCCGAUGAGAGACCAUACGAGCCAUUGCAACAACCGCCAAAUGACCAGGAUCCUAAGAGCAAAGGAAAGGAGAAGAUCAAGGAUGAUGAAGUACAACCGAUAGAUCUGAGGAGUAAAGAAAGAGUUUUGAUUAUAACUGGAUCGAAAUGGAACUACAUAGAUAGUAUACAGGAAGAGGAUGAAGAUACUUUUAGGAGUGUUUCGGGGAAGUGGGAGGUUCUGAAGAGAUUGAAAAGGAUUGAUAUCAGAUCAUGUCCUACUCCAUCUCACCUCCAGCUGCUACUAACCCUUUUGACAGAAUCUGACUCCCGUCUACCACUUUCCUCCACAUCCAACAAGACCGCUCAACCGCAAUACCUCGAAUCAACACCCUCAGUCGUGAUACUAUGGGAUAUAGCCGGGAUGUUCAUGUGUGAACAGAAUUUGGAUGAGAAUGAACCUCCACCCAAAGAUGAAGGUAUGCCAGGGGGAGAGGAUGAGCAUGUACUCAUACAGCAAGAGAAUGGGCGGAAAUUCAGAUCUGAAGUUUGUGUGCCAGAUUAUAUGAGUUUGCUGGCUGCUGUUAGAGCUGCGGUCGAUCAUCUGAAUACAUUACAUCCGUCCGAUCCUCCUGUCCAACUGAUAGUACUCGAACCUGCUUUAGACGCCUUGUCCUCCCUCCCUAUACUCCCACCACUAUCAUCAGAGAAUGAAGAUCCAAAGAUGCCCAAAUUCGCUCGAGAACGUAAAGUGCUUUUGGUCGAUGGGGCUAGGUGGAUAUUCGGAAAGGACAGUAUAGGUACGGUCCAUCAGAUAUCUGGUGAUCAAUAUACCACUUCGUAUUUUUGUUUCACCUUGGAUAAGGACAGGAAGAAAGACCAGGAUAAGAGUUAUCAGAUCAGAAAGAAGAGAUGCCCUAAGGCGGAUUAUAGUGAUCCUGAAUGGCAGGGUGAGGAGAAGAUGAUGGGUUGGAAAUGGGAAUGGAUUGGGUCGUAG
Molecule: messenger RNA, 1152 nt
Organism: Kwoniella botswanensis
Lineage: Eukaryota; Fungi; Basidiomycota; Tremellomycetes; Tremellales; Cryptococcaceae
Exons: 5
Coding region: 1-1152 (383 amino acids)
Source: RefSeq, a predicted model, not a curated record